Lachancea fermentati is the source of this 465-nucleotide messenger RNA. The record is from the annotation of a GenBank genome assembly. NCBI's taxonomy places the organism in Eukaryota, Fungi, Ascomycota, Saccharomycetes, Saccharomycetales, Saccharomycetaceae.
AUGAGUACAUCCACAACGGCCAGAAGGCCAAUUCAAAUUACAGAGUUCAAGAGCGUGAUCAAGGACCUGCCAACCGAGCAAUUGCACCAGAUUAGAGCGGAGUUGGAGAACAGCAUUCGGCACCUGGACCGGUCCAACGCUCGCCUCAACAAGUAUAUCGCCAAGAUUGAAGGUAAGCGCGAGGAUACACCAGACGGUGUUGACCAAGAGGAACUGGACAAGAUUGACAGCAACGACCUACAACUAUACCAGGACUCGCACCGUGAAAACGAGAUUGUGCUGCGCAAUUACUACGAGCGUCUCGAGGCGCUCGACGAAGAAAACGCGUAUCGCAGCGGUGGCAGCCGUGUCACCAAGCCUGGCUCUGCUCAUACGAGUGGUAGUCGUGGUGCUGGCGCCCAGGCGGUCGUUGAUACUGACAAUACCAACGGCGACACCAACGCACCCAACAGCGUAUACUUGUGA